GAGCACAUUAUGCAGCUAAUUGAUAUUAACUCUAGGCUUAGAGACCUAGACAUGGGAGUUAAAGAUGAACAGGUGGUGCAUGUGGCACUUCAUUCUCUGCCAAACACCUACAGCAACCUGAGAACUUCAUAUAAUGCCUUAGAGACCAAAUGGAACCUGAACAAGCUAAUCUCGAUCUGUGUGGAUGAGGAGGAAAGAAUUAAGAGAGAGGGAGUACCAACCACUACAGUUAAUCUGGUUGAGAAACCAAAGUGGAAAAAGCAGAAUAAACUUAAGCCUAAGAAGACCACCCUCACUAAAAUAGCUGGGAAACCUACAGAAGCUAGAGCUGGAAAAGUCUUUAAGUAUAAGUGCUAUUUCUGUAAAAAGAUAGGGCACAUGAAGAGGGACUGCAGUGGCUUUAAAGCUUGGAUGAUCAAGAAGGGGUAUAACACAGAGGAGGGCACCAAGGAAAAGUGAGCAGCAGGUCUGUGUGGGAAAUGGAACAAGGGUAGCAGUUAAGGCUAUUGGAACUCUGAAGAUCGAUUUAGGAUUAGGCAAAUUUAUUUUUCUGGACAAUGUUUAUUAUAUUCCUUCCUUAAAAAGGAAUCUUAUUUCAGUA
Rosa chinensis is the source of this 601-nucleotide messenger RNA. RefSeq lists its product as uncharacterized. The record is from RefSeq and is a predicted model, not a curated record. NCBI's taxonomy places the organism in Eukaryota, Viridiplantae, Streptophyta, Magnoliopsida, Rosales, Rosaceae. Gene Ontology annotation, molecular function: zinc ion binding; nucleic acid binding. The transcript has 2 exons. Bases 10 to 459 code for a protein of 149 amino acids.